Molecule: messenger RNA, 2581 nt
Organism: Carassius gibelio (silver crucian carp)
Lineage: Eukaryota; Metazoa; Chordata; Actinopteri; Cypriniformes; Cyprinidae
Product: thimet oligopeptidase
Exons: 13
Coding region: 140-2200 (686 amino acids)
Biological process (GO): peptide metabolic process; proteolysis
Cellular component (GO): mitochondrial intermembrane space
Molecular function (GO): metalloendopeptidase activity
Source: RefSeq, a predicted model, not a curated record
UAGAUAGAUAGUGCAGAAGUCCUCAACCAAUCCCGGGCUCCACUGAGGAUCACGUGACCCAAGCAGGAAGAGUGAGUGAGCGGCUGUUACAUGUUCUUUGAAUCGUUACACGCGGUGUUUCUGACUGACUGAGAGGAAAAUGGCUCCUACAGGUGAAGUUGUGUUUAGCUCUGGGGACCGGGUCUGUGAUGACAACCGUCUGCGCUGGGAUCUCACUCCUGACCGGAUCCAGCAGCUUACUGAAGAGCUCAUUGCCAAGACCAAAAAGGUGUAUGACAUGGUCGGUGCGCUGGAUGUGUCCAGUGUCAGCUAUGAGAACACCCUGAAGGCCCUCGCGGAUGUGGAAGUGGAGUACACGGUUCAGCGGAACAUGCUGGAUUUCCCUCAGCAUGUGUCCACCUGUAAGGACGUCCGCACGGCCAGCACUGACGCCGAUAAGAAGCUGUCAGAGUUUGAUGUGGAGAUGAGUAUGAGAGAGGAUGUUUAUCAGAGAAUCGUGGCUCUGGAGGAGAAGCUCUCAGAUGAGAGUUUAACGCCCGAGGCCAAGCGUUAUAUGGAGAGACUUCUUAAGCUUGGCAAAAGAAACGGCCUCCAUCUUCCCAAAGAUACGCAGGAGGAGAUCAAAAAGAUCAAGAAGAAAAUGAGCACUCUGUGUAUCGAUUUCAACAAACACUUGAAUGAAGAUACAACUUGCCUCCAUUUCUCUCGCGAGGAACUCGGGGGGCUUCCCGAGGAUUUCCUUAACUCUCUGGAGAAGGAUGAUUCGGGAAAACUGAAGCUCACUCUGAAGUAUCCUCAUUAUUUCCCCACCAUGAAGAAAUGCUACGUCCCAGAGACACGGAAGAAAUUAGAGGAAGCUUUCAACUCGCGUUGCAAAGAGGAGAACUCUGCUAUCCUGAAGGAGCUCGUGGAGCUGCGCUCUCGGAAGAGCAGCCUGCUGGGCUUCAGCACUCACGCUGACUUUGUGCUUGAGAUGAACAUGGCCAAGACCUCCAAGACGGUUGCAACUUUCCUUGAGGAUUUGGCCCAUAAACUGAAGCCCCUGGGUGAGCAGGAGAGGGCUGUGAUUUUGAAGCUGAAGGAACAGGAGAGCCAGAAGAGGAAUCUGCCCUUCACUGGAGAGCUCCACGCUUGGGACACGCGCUAUUACAUGACCCAGGUGGAGGAGACCCAGUAUGCAGUGGAUCAGAACCAACUGAAGGAGUAUUUCCCAAUGGAGGUGGUGACGAAGGGUCUACUGGAGAUCUAUCAGGAGCUGCUCAAUCUCAGCUUCCAGCAGGUGGAGGGCGCACAUGUCUGGCACGAUGAUGUUACGCUGUACUGCGUUAAAGACCGCACCUCUGGCCAGGUCGUGGGACAGUUUUAUCUGGACCUUUUCCCCAGGGAGGGGAAGUACGGCCAUGCCGCAUGCUUCGGCCUGCAGCCCGGCUGUUUGCUCACAGAUGGGACCAGGCAGAUGGCUGUGGCUGCGAUGGUAGCUAACUUCAGCAAGCCCACCGCUGACGCGCCGUCCCUGCUGCAGCACGAUGAAGUGGAAACAUACUUCCAUGAGUUUGGACAUGUGAUGCAUCAGCUUUGUGCUCAGGCUGACUUUGCGAUGUUCAGCGGGACUCAUGUGGAGAGGGAUUUUGUGGAAGCUCCGUCUCAGAUGUUGGAGAACUGGGUUUGGGAGAAGGAGCCCCUGCAGCGCAUGUCCAAGCACUACAAAACAGGAAACCCCAUUCCAGAGGAGCUUCUGGAGAAACUUAUCAAGUCUAGACUUGCUAACACAGGACUGUUUAACUUGAGGCAGAUUGUUCUGGCUAAAGUGGACCAGGCUUUGCACACAAAGAGUGGUCUCGACCCGGCUGAGGAGUAUGCCAGACUUUGCCUGGACCUCCUGGGAAUUCCUUCCUCACCAGGGACAAACAUGCCUGCUACCUUCGGUCACCUGGCUGGAGGAUAUGAUGCUCAGUACUACGGUUACUUGUGGAGUGAAGUCUUCUCCAUGGAUAUGUUCUAUGCCCGUUUCAAACAAGAAGGCAUCAUGGACCCUAAGGUGGGUCUGGACUACAGGAAGUGCAUUCUGAAGCCUGGAGGAUCUGAGGAUGCUGCUGACAUGUUGAAGAAGUUCCUGGGAAGAGAACCCAAGCAGGAUGCUUUCCUCCUCAGCAAGGGACUCACAGUUGAGCUGGAGCCGGGCAAGCCCUGCGCCUGCUGACUGCCCGAAUGUUAGGCUAAGCCCUCAAAACCUCAGACUGAUACCUCCUAUUAAACCCAAAAUGCUCAUUCUCUUAUCACAAGAGCUUUCACUAUGAAGCGUCAUUUUAAAAUGUAAAAUUGUAUUGACAUCUGUCUAAAAAAAAACAUCUACAAAGGACAUUUGUUGUGUUUUAACUCUUUUCUGUUGAGCGUAAUGAAUUCCCUGUGGAAAAAAGGCGAGGAGCUGCUUCAGUGCACUCAUAAAACAUAAUUCGGCUGAUGUCACAUACGGGACUCCAGUUACAUGAUAAACAGCAGGUCACCAGACAGCAAUAUGUUUGCUUUUGUUUAAAUGGGAGAUUCUUUCAAACACAUGUCUAGCUCACUUCCCACCCCAAAA